AGCCCUGUGCUGUAGAUGCCCCUAACCCAAUGAGAACAACAACAGCGUCAGCUGAGAUCUCGAGGCAUCGUGAGGGGAAGCAGUGAGUUUGAUAGUGUGAGAGACACCUACGAGUGUGAGAGACUCCUACGAGAGUGAGAGAAGCCUGCGUGUAGGUUUAGGGAGAAGAGUGAGGUAGAGAACCAUGGCAAACAGCGGGGAGGACCAACCACUACCACCCGAGAUCAUCCGUCUGGUUAGUACUGGCGAUGUCCAAGGGAUCCGGAACUUACUACUGACGGGGGAGGCGAAGGUGGACGACACGGACUCCAGCGGCAUGACCCCGCUACAUCACGCCGCCUACAAGGGCAACUCAGAGCUCUGCAAGAUGUUAAUAGCACACGGAGCAGAUGUAAAUGCUGACAGCCACGACCAUCGCUAUUAUGCACUACAUUUUGCUGCACUUUCUGGAAACAUAGAGACUGUGCAACAGUUGUUGACAGCUGGAGCAAAGACGUAUCAUACCAAUACGCUGGGUAGAACUGCCACACAAAUGGCAGCAUUUGUGGGAAACCAUGCAGUAGUAGCACUCAUAAACAAUUACUUACCUAUGAGUGAUGUGAUGCAAUAUACUGUACCUACUGGGCUUGAAAAAGAAGCAAAGCUACCCGUUUCAGUUGCUAAGCCUCUCUAUGAUCUUAUUAUGCAGGUAAAUCUUCACCCAGUACGGAUUGCCUUCUUUGUGGAAAAUUCGGAAGAGCUUCAGAAUAACAUCACAAGUGCCUGGAAAGUUUUGGAAAUCAUGUGUGAGAAGGAGAGCAAACGGCCAGCGAAUAUUAAUGAGGUUAUUUGCAUGAAGUUUCAUUAUCUGGCAUUUGUUUUAAAGACUUUAGAAAAGGAACUUGGAAAACUGGAGCCUAUGUUGAAACAAGAAAAAUCAGUAAAGGACAAUUCAAUAUUUGAAAGCAUCAUCAGAAAAUGGCUAAGGGGACGUCAAAUGGAUGGAUUUGAGGAACAUCUGGAGUAUUACAUUAGAGAUGCAAUAAAGUCCUUCCCAUUCGUUGAAAUGCCAUUAUUUAUGCAAUUGGCUAGAAAUAUAACCGGAGGCAACAUUGGAGAUUCAUCUGCUCUCUGUAUACUUAGUGGGUGUAUAAAUGGACAACGAGCUUUCAAUGAUGAUAAAGCCUGUUCAACAUGUGGUCAAGAAGUUAAAAACUUAAAAAAGUGUUCAAACUGCAAGAUGACACAAUACUGCAACCGUUGUUGCCAGAAGCUUCAUUGGCCAAUUCACAAAAAGUUCUGUGAAAAACUUAAGGCAGAAUAUAAAAAGCAAGAAAAACUGGAACAAGAAAAAGAAGAGAGAGAGAAUGUGGAGAAAAAAGAGGAUAUGGAGCUGAAAAUGAAAGAUCUAAUUAAAAGUCAGGAUGAACAACUUGCAAGUCAAGCAAAAGAGGUAGUAAUUACUUAAAUUUUUUGCACUGUAUUCUAUGAGAUCAUAUUGACGUUAUGUUUAAUAAAUGAUGUUGAUGUGAUCGCACUGAAGCACUAAAUGAAACUUGUUCUUAGAGAAGUUGUCUUAUAUUGGGAUAACUCUUCUGCUGCACCAUUUAUUUAUCUUCAAGCUACUUCCCAUAUGUGACUUUUAAAAAAUUCUAUGAAUAAUUCAAGCUUAUGCAGUUUCCUUCAUAAGUAUUAGUACUGUAUUAGAUAAAACUAUGGUGAUUUUUAAAUUACAAAACUCUAGGUGCCAAAGUUUGGCUGUGAUAGGCCCAAACAGAUGGAUUUAAUCUCAAAGUACCCUGAAAAAAAUGUUACAAUGACAUACAAAAUUCUAGUUAUAAUAAUAUGGGUGUAGUGGAUGAAAAUGAGGUGUGCCCGCAUUGAAACAAAAACAAAAUAACAGUUCUAAUCAACAAAAAUUCUAGUUAUAAUAAAAAAAAAUCAAAAAUCCUAAAAUUCAAGUUUUACAAAUACUGUACACAUUGACACUUUUGCUCGUCGGCGUACAGUCUGCAUUCAUUAUUGUAUCAUCACUAAUUGCGUCCAAAAUUUUUCUCACGGACGUACGCCGGGAGCGCAGGUUUCAUCCCAAAUUAAAAUAGUUGUUAAAAUUCUCAUUUUUAUCUGAUCAUUCUGGGACUGGUUUUAAAAUGAGCAUCUUUAGAUUGUGCACAAUUUGAUACCAUAAUGAACGAUGUAGCGCAACAAUUGAGGUCAGAACACUGGAAAGAUUAUGAAUACUUUUGUGGUGAUGAGUGUCAAAAAUUAAAAUAUUUGUUAAAAUUCCA
Messenger RNA from Procambarus clarkii (red swamp crayfish), 2267 nucleotides. Its product is annotated as ankyrin repeat and MYND domain-containing protein 2. NCBI's taxonomy places the organism in Eukaryota, Metazoa, Arthropoda, Malacostraca, Decapoda, Cambaridae. The record is from RefSeq and is a predicted model, not a curated record. Gene Ontology annotation, molecular function: protein binding.